Molecule: messenger RNA, 2914 nt
Organism: Mizuhopecten yessoensis (Yesso scallop)
Lineage: Eukaryota; Metazoa; Mollusca; Bivalvia; Pectinida; Pectinidae
Exons: 5
Coding region: 93-2543 (816 amino acids)
Source: RefSeq, a predicted model, not a curated record
GUUUGUACUUCAAAGAAAAUGGCGGAUUCUUCAAAUUGUUGUAAACAAACAAGCUAUGAUAUACCCAUAGCACGAUAAUAUUUAAUGAAAUCAUGGAAAAGCCCCCUAAUACAGAUAUACUUGGCUGGUAUGUCAACAAACUAUACAAAAAAGCUUUGGAUCAAUGUCUACAACAAUCAACAGCUGUACCAGCUCAAGGUCAAGUCAACAGAGGUCAAGGCCAAGGUCACAGUGACAACUUUGCCAAGAGUCCAGUCUGUAACUCCAUGCUGAAUGGUGACCUGUCAACGUGUACAAGAACAAUACAAAAGGAUGACACCUAUCAAUCUAGAAAAGGUCAAGGUCAGAAAUCAAACUUUCAGAGUCAUGACUCAAGAUCUACUCAUGAGGAAGUGAAACAACCAAAACUUAUUGAAAAUCAAAAUAAGUUGAGUACUUCUCAAGAAAUGUGCCUUAAACAGCCACAAUCUUCUAGGAUGGUCCAUGAGAACACAAUUCUGUCUGAAAAAAGAUACACAGUAAACAAAAAUAGUGCUUCUUAUGUGCGUGAAUCAGAUAUGACAGGGAAUUACAGCACAGGUAGACAGCACAUGAAUGAGACAGAAAACUAUUACGUAGAAAGUUCAAAACUAGAACGGGAUACUGUGUCCAAUUUAAAAUCUAAUAUAGGUUUUUAUAGACAUUACGAUUCAUACAGUCACCAAAAUCUUCUGUGUAGUAGGCAUAAAUACAAUGAAUCUAAAUUGAGUCAGGUUGUUACACAUGACCUUAGUUAUUGGGGUCGAAGGUCACAACCACCGAUUUUCAAGGAGACAGAAAAUAUGAGAAAUGGUAGAUGUGAAAUGCCAAAAUAUGAUAUUCAAACAUUGAAGCCAAACGGGACAGACUUGUCCUGGUUCAGACAUUCGGUGCAACCUCAGCAGACCAAUAUACACGUGCCCAUUAGUCAGUCAUCGCUCAACAAGGAUGAUCAUUUUCGUUGUCGUCAACAUUCUCCUAACACGGAUCGUAGAAUGAUAAACUUGGUGGUUCCUUUACAUCCUUCUGUGAACAUAGAGAGAGAAUCUAACAAUUUGAUUACCUGUCAACAUUCUGAUUCUGUCAACAAGGGAAAAUGGUUGUCACAGAGUUCUUGCUCACAUCAACAUCCUGCCAAGAUAGACAGCAAGGGGUCAGAAAGCACUUCCCCACAUCAACAUUCAGUGGACACUAACGCACAGUUUCAACCAUCUUCUAUCUCAAAUGACAGACUAGCGACUAAGACUUCUAUAGACUAUAAAAAAACACCAACAUUUAAGUCUUCAAUUUUCUUCAGUUUAAAAUCUAAUCAUCACAACUCGGAUCAAAGUCUGUUGUCCGAACAGUCCUGCAUCAUCACAGAACACUGUGGUAACAGAGUUGAACAGAAAAGUCCAGUGGUUGUCGAAAGCACAAGUCAUAGUGUACAACCUCAAUCACAUAAUACAUGUGAUGUUCAUCCAUGCAAUGAUAUUUUGGAACCUUGCGAGCAGUUGAAGCUAGUUAAAGAAUGCUCUUCCCAUAGUCCUAAGGCAGUACCUGAUCAGGCCAACACUGAGAACACUUCUACAGAAUAUUUACAGAGCAUAGAGAAAGAGGGAACAAACAUUACAUUAGAUCCUGAUGAGAGUGAAAGGUUGAAGACUGCAUCAGGUAUAUUGGCUACUCCCUCGACCAGUGCUGCUUUGGAAGAUCUUGUCAAUCGACUUCCAACCUCCUCCCACAAAGACCCAUCAGCCAGUGAAAUUGAGCCAGAGAAUUCGGUGGCGGUUGUCCCAUUGACUGAUGGAAAUCUGAAGCUGCAUCACAUCAGAAUUUUGUCUGGCUCCUCCCCUAGUCAAAACAACGGUGCUGACAGUGAUAGUGGAGAGAGCUGUAAAUCUGGCAUUGUCAUCAAAUCUGGUCAUUCUAACCAGAAGAGGAAGAGGUCACUCAGUCUAGAUAAGAAAGGUAACAAAAGACAAUCCAGUGGUGCAACGAAGAAUAGGAUCAACAACCCAACUAACACCGGAAGGACAGUCAAGGGUAACAAGAAGCUGACUAAUGUCCCAGGAAAAAAUAGUCAGAACAAAAAGACAGACAAAAACUCUAAAUUUAAAAGAAGAGAAAAACGUGUUGCUGAUACUCGCUAUCCUCUACGAAGAAGCUGUCAGGGAAAUUCCGCAAAUGUUGCCAAGUCCAUAGUUGAUGAAUCAAAAACAACAGUUAAGAAGAAAAAAGAUAAAAAUGCUUUAAGAACAUUUGAUAAAUCAAACAAAAAACCUCAUUCAGGAAUGUCCGAACAUCUGAAGCAGUGUAUAGGGCGUGAGAUCAGUAUAUUAAAAGCUCACGAAGAUCAGGCGAUGUCCAUCAAUUCUGACAGUGUGUGUCAUUCAAUAGACUCCAAGAGGCUCUCUAGUUUGGCAUUUUUAGACCUGAAGGACUUGGCACAAGUGCCCGAACCAUGCAAGUCCCUUGAAAACCAAUCUGUGUACAUGUCUAAAAAACAUGUUGGAGGUGUAUGGAACUCUAUAGUGAAAAAAUAAUAAUAUGCCUAUCAAACACUUUUAGACUACAAUCACAAAUUAUUAUUUUUUUACAGAGAAUCGAAUAAAUAAAUAAUAAGUGACUCUAAUGUUAAGGUCAAAUGAGCGUUACAAAGACUGUUGCUGUGAGGGAUUUUCUUAUAUUCUUAAAAAUGUAUUUCUGUUUAAUACUGCUUAUACAAGUGUACUGAACUAUAUCAAGAUAUUGCAUAAGACAGCAUAUACACACAGUUAGAUUAUACAUGCUUUGUUAAAGUGCAUACCACAUGAACUAGCACUAUUUAUGAUGACGGUUACGCUAUCAGUACUGUGUACUUUUUAACUGUAAAAGAAUAUAUCUGUUAUAAAUAUCAAAAAAAAAAAUAUUUAAU